UGGUGUCCCAGCCAGAGUGGCAGGGCAGGGGACCUGCGCACCUGUCCUAGUGGAGGAUGGAGGAAGGGGAAAAGAGCCCCCUGCUGUCCCAGGAUGCUGGGGGCCAGGAGCCACCCCUCUCCAGGAGCAGCCCACUCACUUCAAGCCACCUGGGUCCAGCGCCCUGGGAGAAAUGGGCGCAGAGGACAGGCUUUGGGGGAGGCCAGGCCCCCACCCUUCCCUGGGGAAGCAGCUGCCUCAAGUGUCUGACCUUUCUGUCCAACUUCCUCUUCUCUCUGCUCGGCCUGUUGGCCCUGGCCAUUGGGCUCUGGGGCCUGGCAGUCAAGGGGUCUCUGGGGAGUAGCUGGGGGGGCCCCCUGCCUGCAGACCCCAUGCUGGGGCUGGUGCUGGGGGGGCUGGCGGUCAGUGUGGUGAGCCUGGCAGGCUGCCUGGGCGCCCUCUGUGAGAAUGCCUGCCUGCUGCGUUGCUUUUCUGGGGGCCUCCUCGCCUUUCUGGUGCUGGAGGCCGUGGUGGGGGCCCUGGUGGUGGCGCUCUGGGGCCCAUUGCAGGACGGCCUGGAACACGCCCUGCGCAUGGCCAUCACCCACUACCAGGACGACCCCGACCUGCAGUUCCUCAUAGACCAAGUGCAGCUGGGGCUGCAGUGCUGUGGAGCCGCCUCCUACCAGGACUGGCAGCAGAACCUCUUGGCCGGCUCACACCAACUCAGCAUCAUGUACCCAGCAAGGCUCCUCCACCAUCUCGCCAACUACAUCCCUUUCAGCCAAGAAGCUAUUACGCCUGCCUGCAUGUACAGAGGGCACCCACGGUGCCAGGAUCAGUUAUGGAAAGCUGGGUACUGUGUGUACUUUAACUGCAGCUCCGCGGGGAUCCAGGCCUGCAGCCUUCCCGCUUCCUGCUGCAUCAACCCCCGGGAAGAUGGAGCGUCUAUCAACGACCAGUGCGGCUUUGGGGCCCUGGGCCUGGAUGAGGAUGCCGCUCAGAGCGUCGUGCACCUGGAGGGCUGCGGCGCCCCACUCCGCCGGUGGCUGCGCAGGAACGUCCGGGCGGUGGGCGGUUUCGCGAUCGCGGUGGUGGUGGUCCAGGGGGCGGAGCUCCUGCUGGCCACGCGGCUGGUGAAGGCCCUGGCUGUCCGCAAGGGGGCGGCGGAGAGCCCCGGAUUGGGAGGAGCGGCUGGGCCUGUCCACCCAAGCCAUGGCCCCUGUGACCGGCCCCCAGCCAAGCUGGCCCCGGGCUGACCGGCAGGUGGAACAAAGGUCGGGGGCACCCGAAUGAGGUGGAGAGCUGCAGGCCUCCCCUGCCCUCCCAAGGGAAGUGUGAGAGUCUCUCAUGGGACACUAUGGACAAGCACCUGGGACACCUGGCCUCCCCGACCUACUGUGCCUCCCGCCCCCAACGUCCCUUUUCCCGAGGGCGGGGCUACCCACCUCCUACCCAGUUCUGCUAUUUCCCUGAGGCCCAGCCGCAGUCUGAUUUUGCUCUUUCAGAGGCUUUUGCCCCCAGACCGCCAACUAGCACUGGCCCCUCACUUGCAAACCAGUGUGGUCUGAAUGCAGGCUCACCCACUGGCCGCUGCCUGGCAGCGUCUGCCUCCCACAGAGGGUGCCUGAGAGGCCACGUGGUUGGAAGGAGAGCUGGAUGAAAAUCCUGCUGCAGAAGUCCCAACUACGACCCCAGCCUCUGAGGCCCCGCCUGAGGGCCCAGCCUGAGACCCACCUGCCGAUGCCCACCAGGAUGACCAUGUGGGGCAGUGCCUUUGAGACCACCCUCAGACCCUCACCUGCAACCACCUCCUACCCAUUUCCCAACCAUGGAAUGACCGCCUCAGAGCCCCACGCCUGAGACCCCUUGUCCUGACAGCUUGCCCACCUGCCCUCCUCUGAGGCCACCUUCCCCUUUCCUGUCCAUUGUGGUGGUUGGGGUUGAGGCCCAGGCCUCUCUCUCCAGAAGGCUUUUUGGGGGGGGAGUAAAUUUUACUGAUGUAUCACUUAUACAGUAAAUCGCACGGGUCUCAGGCUGGCCAAGUGGUGCGUUGGUUAAGAGUUGACUUGGGACGCCAGCUCUGAGCAGCAGGUCCCUGGUUCGG
Messenger RNA from Hipposideros armiger (great roundleaf bat), 2086 nucleotides. It is a transcript of the gene TSPAN10, whose product is annotated as tetraspanin 10. The coding region runs from base 57 to 1238 and encodes 393 amino acids. The record is from RefSeq and is a predicted model, not a curated record. Lineage: Eukaryota; Metazoa; Chordata; Mammalia; Chiroptera; Hipposideridae. The transcript is spliced from 4 exons. Gene Ontology annotation, cellular component: plasma membrane.